Messenger RNA from Aspergillus novofumigatus IBT 16806, 921 nucleotides. RefSeq lists its product as uncharacterized. The transcript has 3 exons. The record is from RefSeq and is a predicted model, not a curated record. Lineage: Eukaryota; Fungi; Ascomycota; Eurotiomycetes; Eurotiales; Aspergillaceae. Bases 1 to 921 code for a protein of 306 amino acids.
AUGCAUGACUAUGGAAAACUGCCAGAAUACCCCGCCAUACUUUGCUUGGAUGAGCGCACCUUCCAGAAGAUCUACCAACACCUCUCACUAGUUGAUCAAGUGUGUCUAUCCCUCAGCUGCAAAGAGCUCUUUUACCUAUUCGGGAGCACGAUCGUACAGCAUAAAGAUCUCAAAUUUCCACGGCUCUUGCGUAUCAGGAAUCCAAUCCUGUGCGUGAACAGUCGGGAUGUGCCACGAAACCAACUUCUUCUUCGACUUGAAAACCGCCACUGGGCCUACUGUGCACGGUGUCUAAAACUCCAUCCCCGGAAAGAAUUUCCAAGACAUUUACUAAGACGAUCUGCGCUGGAGAGAUCCUGCACUUACUACGCUGGUAUAGCUGACCUAUGUCCCUGUAUCUCUCUGACGGUUCGAGGUCGAGACCAGCUUAUCAAGAUCCUCAAAUCACCCGCGAAACCAAAAACCCAAUAUGGCCUAUUCAGGUAUGAUGUUAGCGAUGGAAGAGAUCCCUCGCUUAGCCACUGCUGUUCAUUUAGCACUAGGACUGGCUACGUUGUGCGAGUUGUUCUGGUUUUAGAUAUUAAGGCUGGCCAGUUGUGUCUAACAGGUCGGCAUACUAUAAGCUUCUAUUCCUCUAAUGCUCAUCUGACAGCUGAGCCCACCUUUGCUUGUCCUCAUCGAGAUCUCCUCUCUCUUGUCCCUGAGAAUCUAGCCGCAAAUGAUCUUCAGAUGUACCAGACUUUGAUUUCUUCAAAACCCCAUCAGGAUCUCCUGUCUCUUAUCCCUGGAAAGCUGAUGAACCAGUCUGUUUUCUGGGUGUUGCGAAAUCUAGGAAGCUGUGAAUGGCCUGCAGACUAUCCUUGGCUUAACCAGUGUCGUCUCACUGGAGCAUGGUUUUUGCUUAAUGAAAGUUACUGGUGA